This is a messenger RNA of Zootermopsis nevadensis, 2779 nucleotides long. It is a transcript of the gene Atg4b, whose product is annotated as Autophagy-related 4b. The record is from RefSeq and is a predicted model, not a curated record. Lineage: Eukaryota; Metazoa; Arthropoda; Insecta; Blattodea; Termopsidae. Gene Ontology annotation, biological process: piecemeal microautophagy of the nucleus; protein processing; C-terminal protein lipidation. Gene Ontology annotation, cellular component: cytoplasm. Gene Ontology annotation, molecular function: protein-phosphatidylethanolamide deconjugating activity; cysteine-type endopeptidase activity.
UGAGAUGCGAAUCAUGGUUACGCUAUGUGCUGGCAGGUGGUGUAGCUUGCUCGGUUAUUGUUGGUUAUGUUGAGUGUGGUUUGUUUGUUCCCGGAGGUGCAGAGGUCGGUUCGGUGGCCUAUGUUGGUGGUAACUUAAUAAGCAUGGAAAUUUUAGGAAGAAAAUGAAUGCUGAAACCAGAAACAUAUUUAGGACUAAGCGAGAAACGGGUGACCAUGGUGCACAUUCACGAGAACUGGAGGAAGAAAAUGUUUGCGUAGAAGGAGAAGGGAAAGUUAAAACAAAACUAUUGUCAAUGUGGAACAAUGUGAAAUACGGAUGGACAGUGAAAUUGAAAACCAACUUCUCCAAGGACUCACCAGUGUGGCUGCUAGGGAAAUGUUAUCAUCGGAAAAUGACAAUAGAAGCAUCAUCACAGUCAGAUGAGGGAAAUGAAGGAGAGGGAAUUGAAGGUUUCAAGACUGAUUUCAUCAGCCGUGUGUGGCUUACAUACAGAAGGGAAUUUCCUAAUCUUAAUGGUUCCAGCUUCACCACUGAUUGUGGUUGGGGUUGCAUGCUUCGCAGUGGACAGAUGCUCUUGGCUCAAGGGCUAGUUUGUCAUAUCUUAGGACGAGGCUGGAGAUGGUAUGAUCAGAAACUUACAACAGCUAGGCAAUAUAAUGAAGAUAAAUGUCAUCGAAAAAUUAUUAAGUGGUUUGGAGAUAAUCCGUCAUGCAACAGUCCAUUUUCAAUACACAUGUUAGUCACACUUGGUGAGGCAUCAGGGAAGAGGGUUGGUGAUUGGUAUGGACCAGGAUCUGUCUCCCAUUUACUCAGGCAAGCAGUAGAAUUGGCUACCAAGGAAAACAAAGAAUUUGAGCAUCUGUGUGUUUAUGUGGCUCAAGAUUGUGCAGUUUAUAUCCAAGACAUUGUGGACCUGUGUGAUAUUCCACAAACAAAACCACAAGCUCCAUCUCAGUCGUUACAUUCCACGUGUUCAUGGAGGGCUCUCAUUCUUCUAGUGCCUGUUAGGCUUGGUGUUGAAAAGUUAAACUCUGUUUAUGGGCCAUGUUUAACAGCUGUACUCACUUUGGAGAACUGCAUUGGAAUUAUUGGUGGUCGUCCAAAACAUUCACUUUAUUUUGUUGGUUUUCAAGAUGAUAAACUCAUCCACUUAGAUCCUCAUUACUGUCAAGAAGUGGUUGAUGUAUGGCAACCAAAUUUCCCUCUGUUGAGCUUUCACUGCAGAUCUCCACGGAAGAUGAAUCUUUCUAGACUAGACCCUUCAUGUUGCAUUGGGUUCUACUGUAGAACUCGAGAUGACUUCUACAAAUUUAUGAAGAAUGUAAAACAGUUUUUGGUGCCACCUCACGAGAAAGCAGAAUAUCCUAUGUUUGUGUUCUGUGAAGGACGAAGUAGCGAUGUGAUGGGAAUCAACAGAUUUACUAUCUCUGACGACACUCUCAGAUACGGUGCUGUGAACGUUGAAACUGAUGAUGAACUGGAAUAUGAAGAAUUUGAGAUACUUUGAAGGAGGGAUUGUUACGGAUUUCUGUGUAACUUUAAUUUAUAACCACCAGAAGCAUUUAUUUCAGUUACUGGAAUGAAAUAAGAAAUAAUGUUGCAGUAUUAAGUUCCAUUACAGUUUGUGACGUAACUUUAAACUGAAACAUGUCAGCGAUUGUACCAAAGGAACAUCCAGUUAUAAAAGUGUUGUGAUUUUUCUUGUUAUUACCAUCACACGCACAUUCAUCAAGUUUUUUGAGGAAGAAGCCUUUCACCAAGACUGAUCGUGUGGAAUGUGUCUUUCGAAUGGUUUAAAAUCUCAUAAGCUGUUCUGUAAAUACUCGUUUUAACUUAUUUUAGAAGCACCAAACCAUCGUGCAAAUUGUAACUGAUGCAAAGUGCGAAUUUUGUAGAACGUUACUAGGAUUUAAGAAAAUUCUCGUGAAUACGGUAAUGCACUGAUUAGAAUUAUAUUAGUGAACUUUCACUGGCACACUCAAGUAGAUGGUAAACUGCGUGAACGUCCUGUCUUUAUAUACCUUUUUGUUAAGUUUCCUGCAUUGAGGGCUUUUAUUUAUUGUCGCACAAUCCUUGUUAAAUUUACCGACAUGAGAGGCAUGUCAUGUAUGAAUGUAUAAAGAUUUCUGUCUUCUGGAUUGUUUCGCCCUGAUGACGGAAGCAGUAUGACCUCAGAAACGUGGUAAACAUCGACCAGACUACACAGCGCAACAACCCAGAAGACAGAAAUCUUCAUACUCACCGCUGCGAAAACCCCAAAUCUUACAUAUGAAUGUAUGAUUUACCUUUGUGGAAAAUGCGUGCUCUUUGUUCCGAUGUCUAUGGAAGACGCGUUGAAACGAGCGGAAAAUAUGAACAAGUAACGAGUGAUUUGUGAAUUAUUGCUCCUGCUGCAGUGAUUGCUACGACUGUUAUCCCGCAUUUGCAUUUGUGACUGGGCGUGUGAUUGCUGAGUGGAUAUUUAUGCUCUUUAGCAAAUUUUGUGAGAGUCUGAAAUAUCAUCGUUAUUUAAUUAACCAAAUUUUGUGAGAGUCUGAAAUAUCUUUUUUAUUUAAUUAACGCUGGACUUGACUUCUUUGAAAAUAAUGUAUGGUUAUGCCUAGUGUUGUUAAUUAUAUCAAAGAAUUUGAUGUAAUCUGCUAACCAAAGACACGAUUUCUGUGUUAUCUCAUGAGUGUCGGCAAUUUUAAAAAUGCAGUUUAGUGUGUCGUUACUUUAUUUACUAUAUUUAUCUCUUGAUCGUAGGUGGAGAAUAAAUAGUCUCUCAUUAAUAUAA